CCCAAAAUUUUCCAAAUCUAUCAUCCCUCUCAUAUUUCUCCCCUUUUCAAAAUCGAAAGUUGCGUUUCUUUACCCUAAAAUUUUCCAAACCCUCACAUUUUCUCUACUUUCCCUAAACUCUUCGCGCAAUCGUUUUUCCUCUAGAACUCAGUUCAUGCUCAAGUCAUCAUCAUUUUCAAGUCUCGUUAGGUCGUUCAUUGUGCGUCGAUCGUCAGUUCAGCGUAUUCGGUUGUGCUCGCUGUUACGGUUGUCGUUGCGCUCACCUUUGCGUCGUCAGUUGCAGUCGCCAUGGAGUCUUCAGUUGCGAUCGCCGUCAUCGCUCAUCAUCGCUAGGGUUCAUCGUCAUUAAACCUAGGUUUCUUCUUUCAGGUUAGUCUGGCUGCCUAUAUUGAACUUUUGUGCACUUUACUCAGUUGUGGAGUUCAGGCUAAUGCAAAAGCUCUUCUGGUUUCGGGCGCUAGUAAUGGAUUGCUCAUAAUUUGGAGUGCUAACCACGGACAGGAUUCACGUGAACUUGUACCCAAGCUGAGUUUAAAAACACUUCACCAGAACCUCCUGUAAAAAAGAAGGUCUCAAGUUCAUCCCUUAAUAAAGCAACUGGAGUUGAAACGGAACCUAGCUGAACCCCGCCUUCACUCCCUCGAGACUCAUCGCGACUGGGGAUAAAGCUUCCACGGCGACGCUGAUCUCAAAACCCUAACCUUUUUUCUUAAUCAUCGUAGUUGCUGGGAAGUGGCCCUGUGAAGCACUGAUAAAGUGUCUUUAGAGGAUGGAAAGCAAUGAAGACCAAUCACUUGCUGAAUUGGAGGAAGAAAUUUUUAAAAAAUUCAGAGCUUUCAUGACAGGGAUUGCAAAGAUUGAUGAGUUGGGAAUUGCUGGAAGCAGGCUGCUGUCUGGAUUUCAACAAGCGAUUGAGUUUAUCAGGAGACCUCCUAUUGAUAUGAAUUCCAAAUUAGUGGACAAGAUAAUUGUAGCUAAUGAAACUAAGAGAGUUAAAGCCUAUAUAAAUUCUGGAUGUAGGAAGCUCAACGAAAGCAUCCAGAGUCUAACAAACUAUGAAAAUACUUGGACUCCCCGUUCCUUAACUUCCUUAGGAUUACCAUUAGCUGAAAAUGGGUAUUUAGAGUCAAAGAAAACACUGAUGACUUUGCAGAAAAAUACAAGGCCUGUGGAAAUCAAAGUGGACGAUUGGGUGUAUUUAAAAAUAAGGUCGCACCGACAAAUAUCCAUGUCGGUGAGACUACACUCAAAGUUGGCAGCAAGGUACUAUGGCCCAUUUAAAGUAAUUCAAAAGAUAGGGGAGGUGGCGUUUAAACUGCAAUUACCAGAGAAUGCUAGAAUUCAUCCGGUGUUCCACGCGUCACAACUGAAGCUGGCGAUAGGAACGCAACAAGUGGAGAAAGAAUUACCAACUGACUUGCAAGCAAAUGGACCCACAUGUUGGCCGAGCAGGGUGAUCAAUAGCAGGGUUCAGCUACAUGAAGGGAACCCUCGAGAGCAAGUGCUAAUCGAGUGGCAGGGAGGAGGAAUGGAGAACGCAAAAGUUUCCCGACUUUCUAAGGAAAUACUUAAUGAACUUGAAGGUCUACUGGGGGAUGUAACAAGUGCUAUUCAGACUACAGAUGGAAAAUUAUUAGCCUUCUCUGGUCUGGAUUUUGAUGUUGAAUUAAUUGAGCAAUAUAGCAUGGUCAAGCAAGACUAUUUAAUGCAGGAAAAGAUUGUGUCUGCUUUAGAUCUCAAGAUGUCAUUAGAAGAAUUAGAAAGCUACUGCCAAAUGUGGUCUUUGCGCCCCUUCAUAAAUGACGAGAUCGUGCAUGGAGCUUGGGAACAUAUUCAUUGAACAUUCUUUUGUUUUUCAUUAUAAUACAAAAAUUAGUUAUCGUUGGGCUGGAUAAAAUUAUAUAAUGCUAUACAAAUAUCAUUACUUUUCUA
This is a messenger RNA of Vigna radiata var. radiata (mung bean), 1932 nucleotides long. RefSeq lists its product as uncharacterized. NCBI's taxonomy places the organism in Eukaryota, Viridiplantae, Streptophyta, Magnoliopsida, Fabales, Fabaceae. Bases 770 to 1840 code for a protein of 356 amino acids. The record is from RefSeq and is a predicted model, not a curated record. The transcript has 12 exons.